This is a messenger RNA of Mesorhabditis spiculigera, 762 nucleotides long. Lineage: Eukaryota; Metazoa; Nematoda; Chromadorea; Rhabditida; Rhabditidae. The record is from the annotation of a GenBank genome assembly.
AUGGCAGAACGAUCAGCAAAGGGGCGCUUCUUUCCGCCCUACUACAAAUAUCCAGUGUUCGCGUUCUGCGGCUUCGAGCUGCUGCUGACCGCCUGCAUUCUCGCCAUCUCAGAAGCCUACUACAAGAAGGGGUCCAUCAUUUUGCCGAUUUCAUAUGAAAUGUUCCAGGACACCCUCGACAAGCAUGUGCCCGGCUUCACCUGGAACAACGACAUGCGCGCCUUACUGGAGUCGUACCGCUUCAAGCUGAUGUGCCUGUGGGCCGUCUCGGCUGUCGGCGUCACGAUUUCCAUGCUCUUCAUCAUCCCCCAGUUUUUCGACUAUAAUGACGCGCGGGGGAAUCGCAGUCAGCUGUGCCUCGUCCGGAAGAAGGUCGGCCUGAUCCUGACGAUAAUGAUGGCCAUUUUUGUGGUAGUGCUAGGCAUCACCAUCAUCUGGGCAUGGUACGACUGCCGGACGGCCGCCAUGCUCUUCCACGAGAAGUUUGACGGCUGCGAGAAGGAAGAAAUCUACCUCACCAAGCUCGAGGAGCGGCUGCACUGCGUGCUCGACGACGACCGCGAGGUGCCGGCUGUUGAACGCUGCUACUUCCAAGCCAAGGCCUCGUUCUUGAACCCACACUGGAUGGACGCCAUCUUAGGAGCCUACCUGAUCGGCCACGCCCUAAUGAUCCUCACCCUCCCGCUGCUCAAUCGACAACUGCUCCCCGACGACGAUGAGGAUAGCUUAUACGGCAAUGAAGAAAAAGAACAUAUCGAAGUC